GUUCAGACAGAAAGAACAGCAAUAGGAUUAGAGCACAGUGAGGAUGAAUCCUCAACUCACACUGUUGAUCCUCUGAAGGGCACGGCAGACAAACACGUCGCUUUUCCUCUCCAUCUCUUCCUACUUUGUGCAUGCUUGAUGGCCCCAGCCGAGGAGAGGACCUGGUCCUGUCUGAAUGGGAUUCUCUUGGGAUAAUUUAGGUGAAAAAUUGGAUGGAUUGACAAGACCUAAACUCCACUACAUGAGGAUCUCUGGAUUAGAGGACAUUUGUCACUGCAAGUAGUUGCCAAAUGGAGCCUCCAAAGCCCAUGAAGAAAGCCCUGAAGAAGCGUCGCUCCAGUCUCUUUGCCAGCAUCAAGCGAGAAGUCAGCUUCUCCCAGAGCGUCGAGGAGGACGACUUCCCCUUCUCCCAGGACAGCUCAGUGAAAGCCUGGACCUCCAUGGACGAUCUGGAUGUCUCCUUCACCGAGAACAAAGAGAGCGGGCAGGGGGCCAAGGACGGCGGCCGGAAGGAGCUGAAGUCCGCCCUACGGCAGCCCAACAUCGUCAACGUCAAUGUGGGGGGCAAGGUCUUCCACAUCCCCAAGCACCUGGUCCUCCGCUACCCCAAGACCCGGAUCGGGAUCCUGGCGCUCUGCAAGGACCCGGCCAAGCGGCUGACCCUCUGCGACGACUUCAACUUCCAGAAGAACGAGUUCUUCUUCGACAGGGACCCCAUGUUCUUCCACUACAUCUUCCACUUCUACUGCAGCAACGUCCUCUGGGUGAUGGAGAGCCUCUGCCCCAUCAACUUUGAGGAGGAGGUCAAGUUCUGGGGCUUGAGGAUGAGGGACAGCCCGAGGUGUUGCCGCAUUCUUUUCGAGGAGAAGGUGGACGACAUCAGGGAUCAGCUGAAGGUGAACCAGGAGCUUAUCAACGAGAUUAAGCCGCACCAGGACGACGAGGGCUACAGGAAGAUGUUCCUGGGGGGCCUCCGCAAGCCGCUCUGGGACCUGAUGGAGAACCCCUACUCCUCGCUGGCGGCCAAGACCUUCGCCGUCUUCUCCAGCCUCCUGGUUCUCAUCUCCAUCGUGGCCAUGACCUUGAACACGGUGAAGGAGCUCAGGGUGUACAAAGUCUACGGCAAGACCUACAUGGAAAUGGUUGAGAUCUUCUCCAUCCUCUUCUUCACCCUGGAGUACUUCCUGCGCCUGUUGACCACCGCCGACAUCAAGCACUUUGUGAGGAGCACCCUCAACUUUGUGGAUCUGGCGGCGGUGCUGCCCUACUUUCUGCAGAUCGUUUUCGAGCUUUUCGUCAUCGAUUCGGAGAGCGCGGGCGCCCAGGAGGACCUGAAGACCAUGGCCCGGGUCAGUAAGGUCAGCAAGGUGCUGAAGGUGGUGAAGCUGAUGCGCAUCUUUCGCAUCCUGAAGCUGGCCAGGCACUCGACGGGGAUGAGGGCGUUCGGCUUCACCAUCCGCCAGUGCUCCGAGCAGGUGUGCUGUCUGUUCCUGUUCAUCGCCAUGGGCAUCUUCACCUUCUCUGCCCUCAUGCACUCUGUGGAGGUGGACCAGCCGGGCACGCCCUUCAGCAGCAUCCCCGACGCAUGGUGGUGGGCCGCGGUGAGCAUCUCCACGGUGGGCUACGGCGACGUGGUGCCCAUCUCCUACAUGGGCCGCUGCGUGGCCUUCGGCUGCAUCUCCUUCGGCAUCAUCCUCAACGGCAUGCCCAUCUCCAUCCUCUUCAACAAGUUCUCCGACUACUACGCCAAGCUGAAGGAGCAGGAGUACACGCAGGCCAACGUCGAGCGCACCUUCAAGCUGCGCCAGCGCCUGCGCAGGAAGUUCGACGGCUGCUUCGAGCCGCCCCUGGAGGACUCGGACGACGAGGUCCACUACCGGCCCGAGGGCAGGCGGGACCUCCUGCUGGCCGGGGACUGAGGCCGGCCGGACGGGCACCGGCGACCCACGGCGACGUUGACCCUAUAAGGCCUUAUCCCCCCCCCCCC
Messenger RNA from Gadus morhua (Atlantic cod), 1987 nucleotides. RefSeq names its product potassium voltage-gated channel subfamily V member 2. Gene Ontology annotation, cellular component: voltage-gated potassium channel complex; membrane. Bases 291 to 1919 code for a protein of 542 amino acids. Gene Ontology annotation, molecular function: delayed rectifier potassium channel activity. Gene Ontology annotation, biological process: protein homooligomerization; action potential; potassium ion transmembrane transport. The transcript is spliced from 4 exons. The record is from RefSeq and is a predicted model, not a curated record. NCBI's taxonomy places the organism in Eukaryota, Metazoa, Chordata, Actinopteri, Gadiformes, Gadidae.